Molecule: messenger RNA, 1921 nt
Organism: Daldinia caldariorum
Lineage: Eukaryota; Fungi; Ascomycota; Sordariomycetes; Xylariales; Hypoxylaceae
Product: TAP-like protein-domain-containing protein
Exons: 6
Coding region: 166-1683 (505 amino acids)
Source: RefSeq, a predicted model, not a curated record
GGCUGUGAUACCGCAUCGUGACAUAGCAGGAUGGCAAGGUUAAUUUACAACUAUCCUUAGGCUGAUUUUAUACGUAUAUAUAAGACGGUUUGAUUUGCCUCAAAUGGAAUGAUAGAGUUUUCUGUCACAAUUCAACUUGAAGAAUAAUUCAAGUCAAGACUCAAGAUGAUGUCUUCAAAGACUUUCUUGCCCUUACUUCUUUCGCUUGCGCCCCAUGCCAGCACGGCGGCGGCGACCAUCCGCCACGGUAACAGCACAGGAAUCCAAUGGGGACCCUGCGAACUAAACACGACACUUCCGGUACAAUGCGCCCAGCUGCCCGUCCCGCUCGAUUAUACCGACAAGAGUCGCAGCGACAUUCUCGUGCUGGAUCUCAUCAGGUAUCCGGCUCAGAAGCAGCCGAAGCGCGGCAGCAUCCUCCUCAACUUCGGCGGCCCAGGCCAAGACGGCCUAGAAAGCAUGCUUGCUUAUGCAGAACUCAUGGGCCCAACCACUGGAGGUUAUCAUGACCUCGUAAGUUGGAACCCAAGAGGGACUGGUAAAACUCUUCGGUUCUCCUGCUGGCCCGAGGAUACCACGGGAUAUUAUGCCGCCAUGGGAAAUGCCCUAGCUGGCGGUGCGGACUCGGCAGUGGGCAAGCUCUGGGCGGAAGGCGAGAUUAUAGCGUCUCAGUGUCGCGAGCAUCAGAAAGAGACCGGCGAAUACGUCGGCAUGGCGUUCGUCGCAAGGGAUAUGAUGCAAAUUGUCGACGCCCUGAACGAAGAUGGCCUGCUUCGAUACUGGGGGAUUUCGGGUGGCACUACGCUGGGAGCCACUGUUACUGCGAUGUUUCCUGAUAGGGUAGAUAGGGUCGUUCUUGAUGGAGUGAUGAACGCGCAUGAGUAUUACAACUCUUUUGGUGAACCUGAGAUGGUCGCAUCGACGGACGCUACUUGGGAAGAGUUCAUGCGGGGGUGUAUCGCGAUGCCCGAAAACUGCGCCCUUGCAAAGAACAGGACCUACGAAGAAUUAGAAGCGGCCAUGACGGAGCUAUUCGGCACCGUCCGAAACAACCCGCCAGCCUUUAACGGCACCGUCGUGUUCCAAUACGAUCUGUUCAAGUCCCACAUCUUCAGCACGCUGUACUCGCCAUCCAAGUGGCCGGCUCUAGCGCAGGCGCUCGAAGAUGUGCUCGAGGGCAACCUAGAGACCUUUGUGAACCGCGUCCUAUCGUUUUCGAUUCCGUCCCAAGACCAGGCGAUCCUCGGGAUUCGCUGCGGCGACAAGAAGCCACGAACAAACAAGCUCUCCGACCUCGGACCCGUCUUUGAGCAGUACCACAAGGCCAGCAAGUGGUUCUGGGACUGGGGAUGGGGAUACUACGUGACGCCUUGCGCGCAGUGGGAAUUCCAGGCCAAGGAGCGGUACGAGGGCAACUUCCAAGUCAAGACCAAGAAUCCCAUAUUAUUCGUCGGCAACAGUUUUGAUCCUGUUACUCCGCUCACCUCGGCCAAGAACAUGAGCUCUGGUUUCGAGGGCAGCGUCCUACUUACACACAAUGGUCACGGCCAUCUGUCUCUCACGCAGCCGUCAAACUGCACGAACGCCGCCAUCCAAAACUAUUUCCUCGAGGGCACACUACCGGCAGAAGGAACCGUCUGCGAGCCCAACUUCCAGUUGUUUGACCCGGCUGCUUCAAUGUAAUAGCAAUGUGGUAUAUUAUACCUUUUGCAUUUUAACUUCAUGUCGUCUGUCGUCCACUUCACGAUUUGUCUUUUGGUUACAUAGGUACCUAAGUACUUAACUAUUUAAGGUACCUUUUAUAAAGAAACGGGGCAACCUCUACAAUUUAUUGAAAUGCCUACCUGGUAAACAUUUAUUUUUUUUUAAAAUCAUUUGCUGCCUACUAUGGAUAGCCGCAUACUAGUUUCAAUAUGGGCCC